Molecule: messenger RNA, 1832 nt
Organism: Parasteatoda tepidariorum (common house spider)
Lineage: Eukaryota; Metazoa; Arthropoda; Arachnida; Araneae; Theridiidae
Product: very long chain fatty acid elongase AAEL008004
Biological process (GO): sphingolipid biosynthetic process; fatty acid elongation, polyunsaturated fatty acid; fatty acid elongation, monounsaturated fatty acid
Cellular component (GO): endoplasmic reticulum membrane
Molecular function (GO): fatty acid elongase activity
Source: RefSeq, a predicted model, not a curated record
GAGGUCAGCUUGAUAAACGAGCCAAUAGCGCUCCGUUCCGCAAAUCUCCGCCAAGAAAAGGGAGUAAAAAAAGAACAUCUGUCACCGAAUUUAAUGGUUCCAAGAUCAGAGACGAAACGGAACGGAGUGGAAAAGAAAGAGUAAAUUUUCACGGCCGCUUGUGGUUUGGCGAAUUCCUGAACUAAAGCGCCACUUAAUUGUUAAGUUUCGGUUUUUGUUUUUGUUCUUUAUCACCACCACAAUCAGGAGGGGUAGAUACAUUUAAUUGUUUGAUUGGUGAUCGGAGAAGCAUAUUAGGAGAUAGGAGAUAAAUUUUUACCAGAAAAGAGGGACUUAAUUCCUUCGAUUCGAAGAAUUCACAAUGGAAUAUGUUGCACAAGGCUUCCGAACACCUUUUGAGUUUUACACAUGGAUGAUGUCAAAAAGUGAUACCAGGACAAUCAACUGGCCACUAUGCGGUAGUCCAUUUCCUAUUUUGUCAAUUAUAUUUUCCUAUGUGUACUUUGUGAAAGUCUUGGGUCCCCAAUGGAUGAAAGACAGACCGCCAUUUAAGAUUGAAAGACUUAUUGUAUGGUACAAUAUUUUAAUGGUCAUCUUUUCAGCAGGCUUCUUUAUUUAUGGUGGAAGCUAUUCAUACAUACCUCCUUGGGGACAAUUUAGUUGGAUUUGUGAACCAAUCAACUAUGCAGAUGAUCCCGAUACGAUAAAAAUGAUUUCUAUAGGAUGGUGGUUUCUUUUGCUAAAAAUAGCAGAAUUUUCUGAUACGAUAUUUUUUGUUCUUCGUAAAAAGUUCAACCACAUAUCUGCUCUUCAUGUUAUUCAUCAUUCAUUAGUUGCUUGGGGUAUCUGGAUAGGCAUGAAAUUUGGUGCAGGAGGAAGUAAUGCCUUUUUCCCGUUUAUAAAUUGUUUUGUGCACACAAUCAUGUAUUCAUACUACUGUCUUGCCGCACUUGGUCCAGGAAUGCGAAAGUACCUCUGGUGGAAAAAGUACCUCACAAUUAUUCAAAUGGUUCAGUUCGUACUCGCAUUUGUCCACGCAAUGGUGCCUCUCUUCUAUGACUGUGGCUAUCAGAAAGGAUUUGCUUAUGCUGUCAUGGGUCAUGCCCUCCUGUUUAUGGUCAUGUUCAUCAACUUUUAUCGCAACACAUACAACAAACAGAAAAAGAUUGAUUUAGAAACAAAAUCCAAACAAAUGACCUCAACGGAAGAAAAUCAUCAAAGCAAUGGUGUUCGAACUCGACAUUCCAAACGUCUUAGCCAAGUGGAAAAAGAAAAUGGCUACGCUCAUGAGAAAGUGCAUUGAUAAUAACUCUCAGUAUCGAAUCUUUUUGGAUUUUCAUAUUUAUUUUAUUGGGACUGGUAUAAGACGCACACAGAGGUUUUUACCUACUGCUGACACUGAUAAGGAAAAUUGUUAUGACUUCAUAAUAUGAAUUGUUAUGACUUUAUAAUUAUGAAUUUUUUAACGGUUUUCUCGAGUGCUCUUCUGAAAAUGGUUACCAGCAAUUUAUGUUUACAUUUUGCCAAGAUCUUUUAAGAUUUUUGAAGCAAAAUGAUAACUGUGUUAUACCUCAAAACGAACGGAUUCAAUUUAAAUGUGUGUGGCGAGUUAUUCUCUGUUAUUUUGUUGAAAUUGUUUCGUUCUAUUUUUUAUGAAAUUUAUUACGAUUUAUAUCUAAUUAUUUUUUGAAAUUUUUAUGAUCGAUUUUGUUAUAAGAUUCGUACAAUAUUUUGUAUAGUUCAGUACAAAGGAACCGGAUCCAUACGGUUCCUUAAAAAAUUGAUGAAUUGUAACAAAAUUAUGAAGAAUAAAAUAUUACACCUGUUCGUUA